Molecule: messenger RNA, 1077 nt
Organism: Hypomesus transpacificus
Lineage: Eukaryota; Metazoa; Chordata; Actinopteri; Osmeriformes; Osmeridae
Product: phospholipase A and acyltransferase 4-like
Exons: 5
Coding region: 166-678 (170 amino acids)
Biological process (GO): N-acylphosphatidylethanolamine metabolic process
Cellular component (GO): cytoplasm
Molecular function (GO): A2-type glycerophospholipase activity; glycerophospholipid phospholipase A1 activity
Source: RefSeq, a predicted model, not a curated record
CAAGGUUCCACCUCCUCACCGUUACCUCACCCACCAGCCAGCUGACUGCAGCCCUCAUUUGGCAUUUGGCAGGUGAUCUUUGACAGCUCGCUCUAUGUGGACAUUUCUAUUGACUGCGUUUCUCAUAUAGGAAUCAGAGGACUAAAAGCAGACAGAGGAACAUCAAUGGCUCCAACAUUAUAUGAUGAGAAGCCGGAGCCAGGAGACCUAAUUGAGAUUGACCGUGGGAACUUUCAGCAUUGGGCUGUGUACAUUGGAGAUGGCUCCGUGGUUCACUUGGCACCUCCCUCUGAAGGCCCGGGGGCGGGGUCUAGCAGCAUGAUGUCAGUGAUGAACGACAAGGCCAAGGUGAAGAAGGAGGAGCUCUGGGAUGUGGUGGGGACCGACAAGUGGAGCAUCAACAAUAUCCUGGAUGAGAAGUGUGACCCCAGGCCCGUCCACCUGAUCCUGAAAGAGGCGAAGGACAUGGUGGGAGCAGAGCUUCCCUUCUGUGUCUUCAGGGGAAACUGCGAGCACUUUGCAACAGAGCUGAGAUAUGGGAAGUCAGAGUCUCGCCAGGUGCGGACGGCCGUGCAGGUUGGUGUGGGGCUUGGUGUGGCUGCUGUGGUUGGAUUCGGCAUUGCUGCUUUAGCUUCAGCCAUCUUUAGUGGUGGGAAGAAGGAGAAGUCAAAUAAAUGACAGUGAUAUCAACCACAAAUGAUAAUGUGCUUUUUUUCCUCAUCUGCAAGCCUCAGCACCCAUGUGGAGGUAGCAAGGUAUAACCAUCAAAUGCCCCGUUCGAAAACUGUUCUAUUAAGCAUUAUCCUUUUGAAGUGAACAAAAAUGCUUCUCACUGCACUACUCAUAUUACAUUACUGCUGGCCAUCACUGUUUUACUCAUCUGAGCGUAGUUUUCCAAACAUUAUUCCCAAACUCUUGAAAUUGAUUAAUGCGUAAUACAUGGAGCACUUGAUUUUGUAUAUUAGCUGGCAGGGAUUGCAAUGUAAAUCUUUUGAUUGAAUGACUGAACAUGAUGGCAGUUGAUUAAAAUGAGUUGAUUUAACCUUUUUAAAUUUUCAAAUAAAUAUUGUACCAUGA